Messenger RNA from Venturia canescens, 2416 nucleotides. RefSeq lists its product as uncharacterized. Bases 282 to 2393 code for a protein of 703 amino acids. The transcript has 4 exons. The record is from RefSeq and is a predicted model, not a curated record. Lineage: Eukaryota; Metazoa; Arthropoda; Insecta; Hymenoptera; Ichneumonidae.
UCAUUCUAAAAUAAUUGAAUUACUAUAUCUGUUCGCACGUUGGCGCCUUUUGAAAUGAUUUUUAACUUUUACUACGGUCGGUAAUAACAAUAUCGUUAACACAGCUUAGCGGCUGAGUAUCUUUUUAGGUUAGGACUAAGAACAAGAUUUUAGUGUUGUGUUUAAUCACGUAUCAACAGUGUCUCCUGUAUAUAACCUUUACUGAUUUGCUUUAAAGGAAAAUUUGUGUAAUAUCACCCAAUUUUUUUUUUUUAAAAGAACUGAUUUUGAACUUUUGUGCUAUGUCAUCUUUUGGAAUAUAUAAUUUAUGCUGUAAUCCAUUGCAAAUAGAAAAUCACAGAGUUAGGAGGGGUCUUCGACGAGCUUCUAUUCCCCAACAAAACUCAUAUAACUUGAGUAAGGAUGAUUUUCUUUGCACAUGGUGUAGAAAAGAAUUGGCCAUAAGGAAUAGUGCCUGUGAUCAUGAAGUUGAAGGCGGAGUUGAAAAUGUUGUAACUGAGAAAACCGUCUCAUUAAUUUCAGAAAUGGUGUCUGAGUUGGAAAGCGUGAGUCAAGAACUAACCUCUCAAACUAGUAGCUUGUCUCAAUUGAGUUUAGGUACUGUGUUGCCUGUGGUUAAUGAUGCAAUCGCAUUAUUAAACCAAUCCCCAAUCGUUAAAAAGUAUGCCGAUAACCAAACUUAUCUACAAAAAAAAGUUCGAAAUGUAUGCGAUGAAUUGAAUACGUCUUUGGGAAUAUUGAAAGAUACUGACGAUGAAACUAAUUCAAAAGACUUUUUGGAGAUGAUCGAAAAAUUGAAGAUUAAGUUUACCAAUAAUAAUACGACGAGGUCUGAGAAAAUUCAAAUCCUCACGCUCUUGCCUGAAACAUGGGGCCUACCCCGAGUUUGUAGUAUAAUGGGUUGUACAAGAUACAUGGCGUCUUUAGCUAGGAGACUUCGUGAAGAAAAAGGCAUCCUUUCAACACCAAAUGCGAAAUUAGGUCGUUCGUUAUCAAAUGAUAUAAAGGCUCGGAUUAGGGAAUUCUAUGUUGACGAUGAAAUCAGCGUGAAUAUGCCUGGAAUGAAAGAUUAUCUUUCUAUUAGGAAUGAUGACGGAAAACGUGAACAUAUGCAAAAACGACUUAUUCUAUCUAAUUUACGCGAAUUAUAUGAAAUUUUCAAAGAACGAUAUCCUGAUCAUCGAAUUGGUUUCUCUAAAUUUGCGUCAUUACGCCCUCAACACUGUGUACUUGCAGGUUCUAGCGGAACUCACACUAUUUGUGUUUGUUCUAUGCACCAAAACAUUAAGCUCAUGAUGUUAGGAUGUAAUUUAGCAACUCUUACAAGCCAAUCUGAAACAUCAUUACAGCAUUAUGGUGAUUGCUUGGAAAUAAUUAUGUGUCAAGAAUCAACUUCUGAUUGUUAUUUCAAUAAUUGUGAUAAGUGCCCAGGAGUACAAAUUUUAAAGAAUUUAUUACUUGAUAUACUAGAUGAAAAUGGAAUCGAUGAGGUAACUUACAAGUAUUGGAUUUCAAAGCCUCGUACAAGUAUGGAAACAUUCGUGAAAAGUUCAACAGAUUUUGUCGAUAAUUUUUGUGAAAACCUGCUCGCUCUUUUACCGCAUCAUUACAUUGCUAAAAAACAAGCAAGCUAUUUGAGAUCGCUAAAAGAAUCAUUGAAACAGAAUGAGUACAUUGUGAUUUGUGAUUUUUCGGAGAAUUAUGCCUUUGUUAUUCAGAAUGCUGCAUCUGGAUUUCAUUGGAAUAACGACCAAGCAACGAUUUAUCCAGUUGUAAUUUAUUACAAAGAAGACAAUGUACUUAUUCACAAAAGUUUAGUCAUAAUAUCUGACUGUUUAUCUCAUGACGCAGUUGCCGUUCAUGAAUUUAUAAGGAUUACAACGGAAUUCAUCAAAGAGUUAUCCAAUGAUGCUGUGAAAAUUAUUUACUUUUCUGAUGGAGCGCCUCAGCAAUUUAAAAACUUCAAGAAUUUUGUAAAUAUUAAUUAUCAUAAAGAAGACUUUGGCCUGGAAGUUGAAUGGCAUUUUUUUGCAACAGCCCACGGCAAAGGGCCUUGUGAUGGAGUAGGGGGUACCGUUAAAAGAAUAGCUUCACGAGCGAGCCUUCAACUUCCGUAUAACGAACAAAUAUCAACACCUCAUCAAUUGUAUGACUGGGCGGUAAAACCGAAUUCUUUGCCAAAUAUUUGUAUUCGGUUUUUUUCUAAUGACGAUUAUAUUCAAGCCAAAGAAUUUUUGGAGAAACGUUACUUAAAAGCUAAAACAAUAUCAGGUACACAAAAAUAUCAUUGUGUCAUACCUGACGGAGAAGGCACUUUGAAAUUUAAAGAAUUUUCAUUUUCUUCAAAUUCGCAAACUUAUAAGUUGUUCAAACGUGUAAGAAAAUGUGAAUAAAUUUAAAAAGUUAUCUAAUAUUA